AUGUCCCAUUUCAACCUGAGGAGAGGUUCCCCUGAGGAGGAGUUUCCUGAUCUGGCCAGGAACCACACCUGGAUGGGUCAGAUCCUCACACCGGCCCUGUACAACCGCCAGUUCAACCGCUGCACCGAAAGCGGAGUAAUCUUCGAUGAUGUCAUUCGCCCGGGCCUUGAGGAACCAGGCGAGUUUUCUGGUCCCAUGACCGUUGGGUGUAUUGCGGGAGACGCCCAGUCCUACAUUCUGUUCUGUGACUUCUUCGACCGAGUCAUCGAGGCGUUCCACGGCCAGAAGGUCUCCGUCCAGACGCCAGAAAGCGAUUUCAACUACGACAACCUAAAGGGGGGUGAUGACUUGGACAGGUCGUACGCUGUGCGCUGUGAGGUGAGCGUUGUUCGAGGUAUUGAGGAGUUCUGCUUCCCGACACACUGCAGCCGAGGAGAGCGCAGACAGCUCCUCACACUGGCCAGGAAAGCUCUGCAGCGGCUACAGGACGAGCUGCCGGGUCACCUCCUCUUACUGGAUGAGCUGAACCAGGACCAGCAGAGAGAACUGAACCUGGACCUGGACCUUCCUUCUUCCUCCCAGCUCCGUACCGGCGUAGCUCGGGACUGGCCUGACUCCAGAGCAGUCUGGGCGAGUAAAGAUGGCAGCCUGGUGGUCUGGAUCAACAUGGAGGACCACCUCAGACUGGUGUCCACACGAGAUGACACCAACAUCGCCGAGGCUUUUAAAUGUAUCUGCAUCAACCUGCAGAAGCUGGAGGAGUACUACAAGGCGCUCAGACACCCGUUCAUCUGGAAGCAGCAGCUGGGAUGGGUGACGAGCUCUCCGGCCGACGUUGGGACGGGUCUGAGGAUCACCAUCCACGUCAAGCUGCAACAUUUUCCCAAACACAAACGGCUGCAGGACGUCCUGAAGAGGCUGAGGAUCCGCAUGGACCCAACAGAAUCCCCGGCUCUGUACUGCGUGAGCAACAUGGCGACGUUUGGGCCGAGCGAGGUGGAGCUGACCCAGGUGGUGGUGGACGGGGUCAAACUGCUCAUCGCCAUGGAGAAGAGGCUGGAGGGAGGCCGAGACAUCGAUGACAUCGUUCCUACACAGAAGUAG
This is a messenger RNA of Scomber scombrus (Atlantic mackerel), 1104 nucleotides long. Its product is annotated as zgc:172076. Gene Ontology annotation, biological process: phosphocreatine biosynthetic process. The record is from RefSeq and is a predicted model, not a curated record. Gene Ontology annotation, molecular function: creatine kinase activity. Bases 1 to 1104 code for a protein of 367 amino acids. The transcript is spliced from 7 exons. Lineage: Eukaryota; Metazoa; Chordata; Actinopteri; Scombriformes; Scombridae.